AUGUCUGAUGACGGAACUAGACGUAUCUUAGUAGCAAUAGCUGCUACAGGUGCCGUCAUCGCUGCUUCUUACGGUUUCGCUCGCUUUUACUAUGCAGACCACGCUUUGGGAACUCGAAACCGCAAAAACGACAAAACGGUGACGAUGGUACCUGGUGCAGUCCCAAUAUGGGGACAUUUUCCCGUGCAGAUCAACACAUUUAACAAGAGAUUGGAAUGGAGAUACGAACUGUACAAGGAUUUUGGGUUGAAGCCCCUUUACGUCAAUUCUCCAAAUCGAAGUGCUAUUAUCACUUUCGACUGGCGGGAUGUUGAGCAUGUGAUGAAGGAUCCGUACAAGUACAUAAAAGGACCGGGCGGAUCUAUAUUAUUUUAUGAAUUCCUUGGUCAUGGCAUCUUUACUUCUGAUGGUGACGCCUGGAAGGUGCAACGAAAGACUGCUUCAAAUUUAUUCAACAUCAAGAACUUCAGAGACGAAUUCUGUCCUAUCUUCGAAGAGGAAUCCAAACUACUUACGCAACAUGUCGAGAAUGCAAGACAGGCUGGUGCCAUUUUGGAUUUACAAGAUCUGUUAUUGAAGUCUACAAUUGAUUCCUUUGCGCUAUUGGCAAUGGGAGCUUCUGUUGGAGCUAUGAAAGUCACGGGAGAAGUGAAGGAUGGAAUCUACUCACUUCCCGAAGUCGAUUUCAUGACUGCGUUUGACAAAUUGAAUGAACUAUGUAUCGGUCGCAUCUUUACGCCAAUGUGGAAGAUCACCCAACGCAUCAACGGCGGAUACAACACCAUUCAAGGGUACAAGAAGACUGUUGAUGAUUUCUGCUUACGAGUCCUUGCUGAAAAGAAGGCACAGCGAAGUCAGCCUACACAGACUAAACGAAGAAUGGACUUGUUGGAUCUGUUUUUGGAAAAUGUGCAAGCGGAUGGUGCUGAUCUGAGUGAUGAGUAUCUGAGAGAUGUUAUUAUGAACUUCAUCAUCGCAGGCCGUGACACUACAGCCCAAACGCUCUCAUGGGCAUUCUGGAGACUCGCUCAAUCUCCCGAAACCAUGAAAACACUACGAGAGGAAGUUCGUCAAGUGCUUGGGGACGGGCCGUGUACUUAUGAGCACUUGAAGGAUUUGAAGUUUGCUAAUGCUGUUUUCCUUGAAGCGUUAAGAUUGGAUUGCAAUGUGCCCACAGCGCGACGUAUGGCUACGGAAGAUGAUUACUUGCCUUCUGGUGCUAAAGUGUAUAAGGGUGAUUUCAUUGAAUGGAGUUCGUAUGUUAUGGGGAAGGAGACAGAGUUGUGGGGCGAUGAUGCUUUGGAAUUCAAGCCUUCUAGAUGGAUUGAUCAGGAAGGUCGACUCGUCAAGAUCAAUCAGUUCAAGUAUCCAGUAUUCAACUGUGGACCACGAAUUUGUCUUGGCAUGAACAUGGCGCAACAAGAAGGCAUGAUAUUCAUGUGUGCCAUUGUUCAAAGAUAUAAUCUUGAGCUGGUCGGUGAAGAUGAUCCAAAGAAAUGGGGUGUCUGGAGUGAAGAUCCAGCCAAGAGACAAGGCCGAUAUAACGUUGCUGCAUCACUUGGAAUGCGCCAUGCAGUGCACUUCAAAGUCAACUUGUGGAAGGAUUGA
This is a messenger RNA of Synchytrium microbalum, 1608 nucleotides long. RefSeq lists its product as uncharacterized. The record is from RefSeq and is a predicted model, not a curated record. NCBI's taxonomy places the organism in Eukaryota, Fungi, Chytridiomycota, Chytridiomycetes, Synchytriales, Synchytriaceae. Gene Ontology annotation, molecular function: heme binding; oxidoreductase activity, acting on paired donors, with incorporation or reduction of molecular oxygen; monooxygenase activity. The transcript has 14 exons. The coding region runs from base 1 to 1608 and encodes 535 amino acids.